Molecule: messenger RNA, 1434 nt
Organism: Talaromyces marneffei
Lineage: Eukaryota; Fungi; Ascomycota; Eurotiomycetes; Eurotiales; Trichocomaceae
Exons: 6
Coding region: 1-1434 (477 amino acids)
Biological process (GO): aromatic amino acid biosynthetic process
Molecular function (GO): 3-deoxy-7-phosphoheptulonate synthase activity
Source: RefSeq, a predicted model, not a curated record
AUGGCGGAAUGGAGUCCAACGUCCUGGACCUCGAAACCAAUCAAACAAGAUGUCACAUACGAUGACCCUGAAGCUGUCGACGCAGCAUUGGUAAAACUGCAAAGGCUGCCGCCAUUGGUAACCCCGCACGAGAUUGUCCAUUUGAAAAACAGUCUGCGGAAUGCAGCUCUCGGGAAAGCUUUCGUGCUUCAGGGCGGCGACUGUGCAGAGCUUUUUGAUUAUUGUAACCAAGACACAAUUGAGGCAAAGGUUAAGUUGCUUUUGCAAAUGAGUCUGGUCUUGGUCUGGGGAGCCAACAAACCAGUCGUCCGUAUUGCACGAAUAGCCGGUCAAUUUGCCAAACCCCGCUCAAGCCCAAACGAAACAAUCAACGGCGUCACAAUGCCCUCUUUCCGCGGUGACAACAUAAACGGCUUCGACGCAACCCCCGAAUCACGGAAGCCAGACCCAUCACGCCUAGUAUCAGCAUACUUCCACUCCGCUGCAACUUUAAACUACCUUCGUGCCGCAUUAGCGUCCGGCAUUGCCGAUCUUCACUCUCCUCUAGACUGGGGCUUGGGGCAUAUCAUUGCACCAUCGAUCAAACAAAAAUACGAGAAAAUCACCAACGCGGUGACGGAUGCCCUACGGUUCAUGCACACAGUUGGCGUUGACCAAGAUCGUCGCGUUGCAACAGCUGAUAUUUACACAAGUCACGAAGGGUUGUCUCUAGAAUACGAGCAAUGUUUCACCCGUCUCUUGCGUCACCCACCAGAAGCCUUCCCCUCACCCACCGAAUCCAGAGACGAACGACUCCGCCGAGGCUCAUCCGCCGCGAUAUCAAAGGGUUACUACGACACAUCCGCACAUUUCCUCUGGAUAGGAGACCGCACACGCCAGGUCACAGGCGCCCAUGUUGAAUUCUUCCGCGGCCUCAGCAAUCCCAUCGGCAUCAAGAUCGGUCCUACCAUGACGACCGACGAACUCGUGGAACUGCUCAACACUGUAAACCCGACUAAAGAAGUCGGCAAGGUUACACUCAUAUCCCGAUAUGGAGCGGAUAAAAUCGCGCAAUAUCUACCCGCGCACAUCGCUGCUGUACAGGCCUCGGGCCAUCUACCGGUCUGGCAAUGUGACCCGAUGCACGGAAACACGCAAUCUACACCUUCAGGUGUGAAGACUAGACAUUUUACUAAUAUCCUAUCCGAGCUCAAACAGGCGUUGGAGAUUCAUAGAGCAGCGGGUAGCUAUUUGGGUGGAAUGCAUCUUGAGUUGACAGGCGAAGCGGUUACAGAAUGUGUCGGAGGCGCGGGUGGGUUGACAGAAGAAGGUCUUUCAGAGCGUUAUGAGACGUUUUGUGAUCCGAGACUCAAUGAGAAGCAGGCUCUUGAAUUGGCGUUUUUGGUUGCGGGUUUCUACAGGGAGGAUUUGGAGAGGGGUGAGGAAAUCCUUUGA